Messenger RNA from Dissoconium aciculare CBS 342.82, 642 nucleotides. RefSeq lists its product as uncharacterized. The transcript has a single exon. The coding region runs from base 131 to 589 and encodes 152 amino acids. The record is from RefSeq and is a predicted model, not a curated record. Lineage: Eukaryota; Fungi; Ascomycota; Dothideomycetes; Mycosphaerellales; Dissoconiaceae.
UGCAGAAGGAUCCGAAGUGACAAUGAUCAGCAUGGAUGCCGCAGAUCAAUGCCACCUACUGCAAGGCCAUGACAGAGACAGCGUCGUAUUCAAGUCACUCUGGGCCCUUUGGAGGUAAGCAGCACAUGCCAUGCUGACGGCUUUACAGGCUGAGCAAGGAAUACACCAGGGACAGACGUUGGAAGCCAGUGCGCAUGGGUGUGAUGGAUUUUAUCAACGUACCAACAACAUCUGCGCAGGUUGGCAAGUGCAAGGCAAAAGGAUACAACAUGCAAAGGUGUCGCAUUCCCAAAGAUCUUCAGGGCUGCCUGUGCACAGCCAAGCAGACUGGCUCAAUGGUGCUGCGGGCAUGCUCGGAUCUCCGGCGAUCAUCCAGCUUGGCAGGGCUUCAGCGGCCGCCCUCGUUCGGUUCACGCUCCGUCAUCUUGCGCAAGUUGGCGCUCAUGUCUGCACACGUCGGACGCCCGAGCCUCGAGGCCGGUCGGAUUUUGGUGUGUAUGUGUUAUGUGAAGUAUCGAAAACGAUCCGCGCUGCUUGGAACUCGUGUCUCGCGCAUCCUUUGUCUGCAGCCUGUGCGGAUGUCGGUUGAUUUCUGUCUGAAGUGGCCCUAAGAGACAAUUCGUACUGCAGGCGGUCUCAAGG